AUGUCACAAACGAUACGCAUUUGCAUGCUCAAUGCCGAUAUUCCAGUGCCGAACGUCUUCGCCCAACGAGCCCCCACUUACGGUCGUAUCUUUCACGGGUUGAUUCGCGAUGCAGCUUUACGAGUUGCACCAAAUGUGACUAUCCAGUCUGUCGAUUAUGAUGUACGGAGCGGCGAAUAUCCAGCAGGACUCGACGAAUUUGACUCGAUCGCUGUCACUGGCUCCGCUAGUUCGACAUACGACGACCUGGAGUGGAUAAGAAGACUCGACCAGUAUCUCCUCGAUGUAUACUUCAAUCACCCUCGUAUCAAGAUGUUUGGCAGCUGUUUUGGCCAUCAGCUGAUAUGUCAAAGUUUGCUCAGGGAGUAUGGAGCAAGAGUUGAGAGUGAUCCAAAUGGCUGGGAACUCGGUGUACAAGAAGUCACAUUAAAGAAGCGGUUCCAUGAUGCCAUGAAUCUUCACUGGAGAUUUGAUCGACUCAAAGACAUGCCUGAGAAGAUGCGCCUCCAGUUCGUCCACCAUGAUCAUGUGGUGAUUCCUUCACUAAACACAUUACCAAACUCGUGGAUGACGCUGGGUUACACAAAACACUGUGCAAUACAAGGGGUCUAUCAGCCUGGCCGUGUCCUCACAUUCCAAGGGCACUUCGAAUUCGACAAAUUUGUGAACAGCGAGACCAUAAAGUUCUUCUUUGCACCCUGGAAGAAAGAGGAGGUGGAGAGGAUUCUUGAGACGGUUGAUGCAGAUGACGACUCGCUAGCGGCAGCCGAGAUUGUGCUGUCAUUCCUGCUCGAAAAGAAUACAGGGUCGAGCGCUGCAUCAUACUCCAUUGCAGAUGGACUAUUAACGCCACCAUUAAGCGGGUGA
Molecule: messenger RNA, 867 nt
Organism: Dothidotthia symphoricarpi CBS 119687
Lineage: Eukaryota; Fungi; Ascomycota; Dothideomycetes; Pleosporales; Dothidotthiaceae
Product: class I glutamine amidotransferase-like protein
Exons: 1
Coding region: 1-867 (288 amino acids)
Cellular component (GO): cytosol; nucleus
Source: RefSeq, a predicted model, not a curated record